CUCUCGUCGAAGGCCACCUUAGAACCUCGCCGAAUAAACUUAGCUACCCCAGAAAACUUCUCGAAACCAUGUCCGUCAACGGCCUCAAGGCGAUCACGCCCGUUCCCAAUGUGAACGAUUUCCUGGACAUCAUCCUGUCCUCGGUUCAGAGGAAGACUCCCACCGUCAUCCACAAGAACUUCAAGAUCUCUCGUAUCAGGAACUUCUACAUGCGAAAGGUCAAGUUCACCCAGGAUCUUUUCGACAUGAAGCUCGGUGGAAUUCUCUCCGAGUUCCCCAUCUUGGACAACCUCCACCCCUUCCUCUCCUCCCUCCUCAACGUUCUUUACGACAAGAACCAUUACAAGCUCGCCCUCGGUCAGCUUAACACUGCUCGACACUUGAUCGACCAGGUCGGAAAGGAUUACGUCAGGCUGUUGAAGUUUGGAGACAGCCUGUACAGAUGCAAACAGCUCAAGAAGGCUGCUCUCGGAAGAAUGGCCACGAUCAUGCGUCGUCAGAAAGAACCCCUGGCCUACCUCGAACAGGUCCGACAACACAUCUCGCGUCUCCCCGCUAUUGACCCGAACACGAGGACGUUGAUCAUCUGCGGAUACCCCAACGUCGGAAAGAGUAGUUUCAUCAACAAGAUCACCAGGGCUGAUGUGGAUGUUCAGCCGUAUGCUUUCACUACCAAGUCGUUGUUCGUUGGACACAUGGACUACCGAUAUUUGCGAUGGCAGGUGAUUGACACUCCCGGUCUUUUGGACCGACCUCUGGAGGAGUUCACCACGAUUGAAAUGCAGUCCAUUACCGCCCUCGCCCACUUGCGAUCCGCCGUCCUCUACUUUAUGGACGUUUCCGAGCAGUGUGGAUACACCGUUGAGGCUCAGUGCAAGCUCUUCCACUCGAUCAAGCCCUUGUUCAACAACAAGCCCGUUAUCCUCGUCAUCAACAAGAUCGACGUUUUGAGGUUGGAUGAACUGCCCGCCGAGACCCGCGUCCUCGUCGACGAGAUCAUCAAUCUUCCCGAAGUCACCUGUGUGCAGACUUCGGCCUACACCGAAGAGGGAGUCGUCAACGUCCGAGACAAGGCAUGCGACGCCCUUCUGGCCCAUCGAGUUGAGCAAAAGUUGAGGGGCAACAGGCUCGAAGCUGUCGCCAACAAGAUUCACGUCGCCAUGCCCUCCAAGCGAGAUGAUGUCGAGCGACCGGCGUUCAUCCCGCCUGCCGCGUUGGCCAAGAAGAAGUACGACAAGGAGGACCCGGAGAGGAUCAGGUUGGAGAGGGAUGACGAGCAGGAGAUGAUGGGCCAGGGAAUCUUUACCCAGGACCUCCGAAAGGGAUGGUUGUUGGAGGACCCCGACUGGAAGUACGACGUACAGCCCGAGCUCUUGGACGGAAAGAACGUUGCCGACUUUAUCGAUCCGGAUAUCAUGGAGAAGCUCGAGGCUUUGGAGCGGGAAGAGGAGAAGCUCGAGGCCGAGGGAUUCUACCAGAGCGACGACGAGGAGAUUGUCGGCUCGGACGAGGAAGAGAUCAGGGACGCUGCCAAGCAGAUUGCCGAGAAGAAGGCUCUCCUGAAAAAGCUCUCGCAGAGCAAGAACACGCUCAAGAACCGACCAGUCUUGCCUCGAAAGACUCAGCACGUGUCGCUCAAGCAGUUCACUACUGGAAUGAAGCAGAUCGGACUCGAUCCCAAGCACCUGGAGAAGAGGGCCGAGAAGCUCGUCGCCAAGGAGAAGGAGGCUUACGAGGCCUUCAAGGCCCAGAACGGUGGAGACGAUCAGGACGGGAUGGACGUGGACGAGGAGGCUGUCGCUGGGCCUUCUACUGGUACUAGCAAGUACACAGGAAGGAGCAGAGCUAUCGCCGAGCGACGUGCACCCCGAACGGAUCGACGAACCGGAGGUCUCACUACGGCGACGCAAUCCGCCAAGGCCGACGAGCUCGAGAGGCUUGGACGAAGGCCUGCUGCGUUGUUUGGACGUGCUGGUGAGGGUGAUCGUCAUGUACCGGACAUGAAGCCGAAAUGGUUGUACAGUGGAAAGAGGAAGAAUGGAACGAACGACCGACGAUAGAUUGCUGGCCCCGAGAUUGUUGGUCGUGGUGUUGCCUUGUAUUUUUCCCGAUUGUUACCCUCUUUCAUGUACUUGGAGCUGUACGAAUACCAUCAUUUUCUGCGAUAUCGUGACCAAAGCAAAGCGCCCCUCGCAAACCCGAU
Filobasidium floriforme is the source of this 2203-nucleotide messenger RNA. Its product is annotated as P-loop containing nucleoside triphosphate hydrolase protein. Gene Ontology annotation, biological process: ribosomal large subunit biogenesis. Gene Ontology annotation, molecular function: GTP binding; GTPase activity; RNA binding. The transcript is spliced from 10 exons. Gene Ontology annotation, cellular component: nucleolus. Lineage: Eukaryota; Fungi; Basidiomycota; Tremellomycetes; Filobasidiales; Filobasidiaceae. The coding region runs from base 69 to 2060 and encodes 663 amino acids. The record is from RefSeq and is a predicted model, not a curated record.